Molecule: messenger RNA, 264 nt
Organism: Dibothriocephalus latus
Lineage: Eukaryota; Metazoa; Platyhelminthes; Cestoda; Diphyllobothriidea; Diphyllobothriidae
Source: the annotation of a GenBank genome assembly
AUGGAGUUGGAGUCUGACACCCAGCCCUCCACGGCCCAAAUCGUGUCCGGACACGCACGUUGUCACGCCAAGGACGCAAGACACGGUACCAAGGAGGCGCGCAGAGGCGAAACGAUGACACGGCGUGAGCAUGGACCAAUCGCGAAUGCUAUCCCCUCCCCACCCCGCAUUUACUCGCAGCUAGACUACAAAACAUGCCAACGCUGGCUGUCUUCUCAUUUCCCUGACGAUGGCCUCUUAUGUGAAGCCAAAAGCUCAGAAUAA